CCUUUGGCCACCAAGCUUUCCUCAAGAUCCCAAAGGCUUCGUUGCAGUGAGAAUGUAAGCGGCAGCUCCGAGAAUUCGCGCUCUGAAUGUUGCGACAUUUUUAUUGUGCGAGAGAGAUUUGCGCUCUCCACCGACAUGCUGAUCUUGUUACCACUUUUUUUCUCCUUUUCCUUUGCUGUGUAAGGUUCGUUGUUCGGUGUUCUGGAGGUGAAGCGGCUCACACCUCAGAUUCGAAUCUCUUGGCUGCGUCUGUGGAACGCUUGCUUCCAUCGUGGAAAACGGGGUGAGAACUUGUAGCUCAGUUGGAGAAUUGUCUCGUUUACAGAGGGACGAAGGUUGUUGAUAGUACCAUGAAGGUUGCGGUGCGGAUCAACGAUCGAUCCUUCACGGUGGAGGUGGAUUCUGACGAGCUGGUAGAGAAUUUGAAGUCCAUCCUCGAAGUGGAGGCAAAUGUCCCCGCAAUACAACAACAAUUAUGGUUUAAAGGAGAAGAGCUGCCAAAUUCCGUGAGGUUGAGUGCAGCUGGAAUCCUGGAGGAUUCCAUGCUUACCCUUGUCAUGUCUACAUUUUCGAGUGCAGAAGAGCUUUUGGAAGGUUGGCAUGGGUCAAUCCGGGCCAACGGAUCCGCUGCUGAUCCAGUAGAGAUUCUGAGUCAGCUGCGAGGGGAUCCUGUUGCCAUGGCUGAGCUGGAACAAAGCCACCCGACUCUCGCGCGGUCUGUGCUGGAGAACGAUGUUGAAUCGUUGCAGGAAUUCCUACACGAGCUACAGCGACGGAAAUUGAUACGCGGGCAACAAGAGCAUGAGUAUGCGCAAGAGCGGCCCAGCAAGAAGCAACAUCAACAUGCACAGGAGCCUACCGCAUUCUCUCAGUCUGUUGAACUUCACCCAGCUCCGGAGCCGAAUCCCUUCCCUCACCUCGAUCUAUUGUUUGCUGACCCGUUUGAUGUGGACGCUCAAAGGAGAAUCGAGGAGGAUAUCCGCCAGAGAAACGUGAAUGAUAAUUGGGAAGCAGCCAUUGAGUACAAUCCCGAAGCGUUUGGUCGUGUUAUCAUGCUGUUCGUGGAUAUGGAGGUUAAUGGGUGCCCUUUGAAGGCAUUUGUUGACAGCGGCGCACAGAGCACCAUCAUAUCAAUGCACUGUGCGAAGCGCUGUGGGCUGUUGAGGUUGUUAGACCGGCGCUACGUAGGUGUUGCUAAGGGUGUAGGACAAACUGUGAUUGUGGGCCGCGUCCAUGUUGCGGCUAUCAAGAUAGGAAGGAACUACUAUCCAUGUUCUUUCACGGUUCUGGAGCACGCAGAUAUUGAAUUUAUUUUUGGUCUCGACAUGCUGCGGAAACACCAGUGCAGUAUAGACUUAAAAGACAAUGUCCUGCGGAUUGGUGGUGGGGAGAUUGCGGUUCCAUUUUUGCAAGAAAAAGAUUUGCCUCAACACUUGCACGAUGAAGCACAACUGGGAAAAACCCCACCUCCAACGGAGGGUACUACGAACGGCCCUGGGUUGACAAUUCAUCCUCCCGCUGCAUUUCAAGCACCCCUUGUUCAAGGUCGUCAACCAUCAGGUACGGAGGCUAGCCGAGUUGAUAGGAGAACGAGUAGGAGUCCACAGAGAGAGACGGAAUGUGCGAAGGUGCAGAGAUUGCUGGAUCUUGGUUUUGACAGGUCUCAAGUUCUGGAAGCGUUGUCUUUGUUCAAUGGGAACGAAGAUCAUGCUGCUGGUUAUUUAUUUGGAAGUUGACUUAAUGGUAAACCUUCCAAUUUGUAGUUAUCCAACUUAUCACCUGUGAUAACUUUGCAAUCUAUUCAUCACACUGCAGCGUGAUUUCAGUUCUCUUUUUAUAUCUGCAAUCAUCAGGUACGGAUGAUUUAUACUUGUCCUCUGGCUCAGAGAACAAAUAUUGCUUUUGUUGGCUUUCAAUAAAACAACUUCUCUACAUGAA
Messenger RNA from Physcomitrium patens, 1938 nucleotides. Its product is annotated as protein DNA-DAMAGE INDUCIBLE 1. NCBI's taxonomy places the organism in Eukaryota, Viridiplantae, Streptophyta, Bryopsida, Funariales, Funariaceae. Gene Ontology annotation, molecular function: protein binding; aspartic-type endopeptidase activity. The record is from RefSeq and is a predicted model, not a curated record. Gene Ontology annotation, biological process: proteolysis.